Coregonus sp. 'balchen' is the source of this 1852-nucleotide messenger RNA. The record is from the annotation of a GenBank genome assembly. NCBI's taxonomy places the organism in Eukaryota, Metazoa, Chordata, Actinopteri, Salmoniformes, Salmonidae.
GGAAGCGUCACUCAGGUGUGUGGGAUUGGCUGGCUGUUUUUGAAUUGAAGCUGUCGGACUUGAAUUGCAACCUGCACCUGGCGCCACUUUCUCCAGAGAAGUUGAUCUAACGAGCUACAUUUGAAAAGAAUCUUUAACUGAAUACAAAAAGUGACAAAAUGUCCAAAUUGUUCAAGGGAAGCUCAAGUUCGAUCUCUUCAAGCCACUAUCCAAGCUCUUCGAGAUCGAAACAUGGCCAUCGCUCGCGGACAGGCCCUACCCCGCAGGACGCCAUUCACAAACUUCGAGAAACAGAGGCGAUGCUGGCGAAAAAACAAGACUUCUUGGAAAAGAAAAUUGAACAAGAAAUUAUGAUAGCAAAGAAGAAUGGCCUCAAGAAUAAACGUGGUAUGUAUUGUUGUGAUAUUGUCACGUUUGCAUGAUUUGGUUGGUCCAUGUUGAAUCACCUGAACCUAAAUAAUCUGUAUCAAUAGGAGACCGUCUUCUCAGGUGAAGUAUCUUGUUCUUUUGUCAAUACAGGGAACACCUAGAAACAGACAAUAGUUUUGUCAGGGCUGCUUGCAGCCCAAUCUUCUGUCAUUAGGCUAUCAGCUACUUUCUUUAAUGACUCCUACCUAGGUCAUACUAAUUUGUGUCCAUCUGUACCCCUUCUGCCAUUGCUUUUUUUUCUUCACUACUAAAGAUGCAGAUGGCACUUCUAUAUGCUAUUUAAUAAUCAUCAUAACCAUAUCCCCCCCCUGUACCUCUGUACCACCAGUGGCCCUCCAGGCACUGAAGAGGAAGAAGCGCUUUGAGCAGCAGCUCACACAGAUUGACGGGACCCUCUCCACCAUUGAGUUCCAAAGAGAGGCAUUGGAGAAUGCCAACACCAACACUGAGGUCCUGAAGACCAUGGGCUACGCUGCCAAGGCCAUCAAGGGGGUCCACCAGAACAUGUGAGUGAAUAAGGAUAAUAACCAUUAAACAGUGGGUUUGCACCCCAAAUGGCACCCUAUUCCCUAUUUGGUGCACUACUUUUGACCUUGGUCAAAAGUAGUGCACCAAAUAGGGAAUAGGGUGCCAUUUGGGAUGUAGCCAUCAAACACUGGCCUUUCUCAAGAUUGACUUUAUUGCCAAUUAUAUGCUCAUAAUUCUAUUUCAACCUGAGUUUCAAAGUUAUAUCAGAAACAAAGAGGAUCAUAUCUAACUAGGCCUACUGAUGGACCUACUACUAUUAUACUAUUCCUAAAUCCUCUCUGUUUUCCUCCCAGGGAUCUGGAUAAGAUUGAAUCUCUGAUGCAGGACAUCACUGAGUCUCAGGAAGUUGCCCAGGAGAUCUGUGAUGCUAUCUCCCGACCUUUCGGAGAUUCAUUUGAUGAGGUAACCUAUUUACUGCUCACCAUUUCUCAAAAAAUGCAUCUUAUUUCAUCCUCUUAGCCUAUUCACUUUGCCCAGUGGAGGAUUGAUUGAUUUAGCUGCUUUAUAGGCUACUUAGGUUUUGUGACUUCCUGAUUGCCAAACAUGUACAAUACUGCAUGCAUCUCAAUGGCUCACAUUUGGAUUAUCCUGCAGGAUGAGCUGUUGGCAGAGCUGGCAGAGUUGGAACAGGAGGAGCUGGAGGAGAGCAUGAAGAACAUGGGCAGAGUGCCCAGUGUGCCCGCCUCCAAACUGCCCUCAUCUCGACCCAGCGAGCGCACCCGUAAGUACAGGACAAGGGCCUGCAGAAUAAUAAACUAGUUGAAGUGUAUGCUAGUUUUUAUAAUACAGUCAGUGUUAAACCAAUUUUCACCCUCCUGCUUUACAGCUUCCAAGAAGAGGGUAGAGGAUCAUGACGAAAUGCAGAUGCUGGCAGCCUGGGCAAUGUAACUGUAAC